Messenger RNA from Talpa occidentalis (Iberian mole), 321 nucleotides. Its product is annotated as mitochondrial import inner membrane translocase subunit TIM14-like. The transcript has a single exon. Lineage: Eukaryota; Metazoa; Chordata; Mammalia; Eulipotyphla; Talpidae. The record is from RefSeq and is a predicted model, not a curated record. The coding region runs from base 19 to 321 and encodes 100 amino acids. Gene Ontology annotation, cellular component: PAM complex, Tim23 associated import motor. Gene Ontology annotation, molecular function: ATPase activator activity. Gene Ontology annotation, biological process: protein import into mitochondrial matrix.
GGGAGCUGAGCCACAGCCAUGGCCACUACAGUGGCAGCAGUUGGACUGACCACUGCUGCCACAGGAUUUGCAGACAGUUAUGUUUCCCAAAGUCUACCAAAAUUUGCUUUCAGUGGUGGCUAUUACAGAGGUGGAUUUGAAAACAAAAUAACAAAACAUGAAGCAGUAUUAAUUCUAGGCAUAAGCCCUAUUGCCAAUAAAGGAAAAGUAAGAGAUGCUCAUCUACAAAUUAUGCUUUUAAAUCACCCAGAUAAGGGAGAAUCUCCUUAUAUAGCAGUCAAAAUCAAUGACACUAGCAGGUUUACUAGAAGGUCAAGCUAA